UAUUUGUACUGCUUUGGUGAUCUCGUUGUUAGAUUUUUCUAUCUUUUUUCUUUCAUUUUCCUCUCCUUGUUUGGAUUCAGAGAAAGAGUUUGGAAAAUGGCAGCGAUUUACAGUCUAUACAUUAUAAACAAAUCAGGUGGUUUGAUCUUCUACAAGGAUUAUGGAUCUGCUGGACGUAUGGAUACAAAUGAUAGCUUACGUGUGGCUAGUUUAUGGCAUUCAAUGCAUGCAAUAUCUCAGCAAUUAUCACCGACUGUUGGUUGUUCGGGCAUUGAACUCCUUGAAGCUGAUAAAUUUGAUCUCCAUUGUUUCCAAUCCCUUACUGGGACAAAGUUCUUUGUAGUAUGUGAACCUGGAACACCGAACAUGGAGGGUCUCUUGAAAGUUAUAUAUGAAUUAUACACAGAUUAUGUCUUAAAGAACCCAUUUUAUGAAAUGGAGAUGCCCAUACGAUGUGAGCUCUUUGACAUCAACUUAACACAAGUAAUACAAAAGGAUCGCGUUGCUUUGUUUGGGCGAUGAGUCACCUGAGGAUUUUUUGUUCAGCAAUUGUUUUUUCUCAUUCUCAUUUUUGCAUUUUCCAUGGGAUCUUGUAGUUUAUGUAACCUUCUUUUGUUAUAUUUACUGUUAAACCAAUGCAAUGGAUGAGGGGUGUGUCUGUAGUUAUACUUCAUAUUUUUAGUUGAAGAAUUGAAUUGAUAGAACAUGUUUGAAGGAUAGAGUUGAAUCUUAUGCAAUUUGGUUGAUUUGUGUAGGAUA
Molecule: messenger RNA, 759 nt
Organism: Jatropha curcas
Lineage: Eukaryota; Viridiplantae; Streptophyta; Magnoliopsida; Malpighiales; Euphorbiaceae
Product: SNARE-like superfamily protein
Biological process (GO): endoplasmic reticulum to Golgi vesicle-mediated transport
Cellular component (GO): TRAPP complex
Source: RefSeq, a predicted model, not a curated record